AUUGAAUCCGAAGGCGACACGUUACCAGAAAGAAACAAUCAAACGCAUGUCCUUUUCCGUAGAAUUAUGUAGCCACAGUACGUUUUUAUUACUUUAAGCCACUUGAUUUGGUAUUUAGUCGUGAUAUUUCGAGACAGUUGAAGAGAAAACAACGCAGACAGACAAUCAUGUGAAUGGACAUUUUUUCGUUGAGUGAAACAGCAGCAGAGGCAAACGAUUUGAGAAAUCAUCAAAUCUGAAGAUGUCAGCAGGAAAGGAUAUUUGCAAACGGGUCAAAGCAGAGGUCCGGGCCAAACUGAAAAUGUUGAAGUCGAAGAAGUUCAUACGAUUUCGACACCAUCUGUGUAGGAAGAUGGAUGAUAAGAGUGUUGAGAUGAUGGGAGUGAAAGACAUUGUGUCAGUACUGAUGAAGAAAUAUGGAGAAAAGGCCUGUCACAUUGUGUCCUCACUUCUAAAAGACAGUAAAUGUCGGAGUAAACGGAGACGAAGUCAACAAGGCUUUGAGAAGAAAGAGAACCAGACAAUCUCAAUGGAUGACCAACAGGCCAACCACGCUGGAGGACCACUCGACGCAAUGCCAAGUGGCGCUCGGUGUUCAAACACCGCAACUAAUGGAAGCAACGUUAAUGCACCAAUGCUAACAAGGUGUUCAGUUGGAAAGGACUUGCAUUUAAGUUGUACCACAAAUAUUUAUGGCCAUGUGCCUGGAGGGGAGAUGAUUGACCAGCAGGUGCCAGUGUAUGACCAGAGCAAGGAGAAACAGAACAUCCUUCACAUCAGAGACGAGAUCAAAAAACGCCAGAAGAUUAAGUCUGAAACCAUACUAGAGGGUAUUGAAACCCAAAGCACAUCAGUCCUUAACAAGGUCUACACAGAGUUGUACAUGGUCACCUGUGAUUCUACCAGCAUCAAUAAGGAACACGAGGUGUGGCAGGCCGAGACGGCACACCUCAAAGACUACUCUGAGGCGUCUGUCAUAAAAUGCCAAGAUCUCUUCAAGCCUGCCGAAGACGAAACUAUCAGAUGUGUGAUGACAAAGGGAAUCGCUGGCAUUGGGAAAACUGUGGCAGCUCAGAAGCUCAACUUGGACUGGGCAAAUGGAAAAGAAAAUCAAGAUCUAGAUUUUCUAUUCCUCCUAUCUUUCCGGGAGCUGAAUUUGAGAAAAGGCCCGUGCAGUCUGCAUGAACUUCUUCAGCUCUUCUACCCUUUACUUACAGACAUAAACGUUAGGAAGAUGUAUGAUGAACAUAAGGUUUUGUUCAUCCUUGACGGCCUGGAUGAGAGCCAACUGCCACUCGAGUUUGAUGAAAUUGAAAACAGGCUGAUAUCUGAUGUGUCUGAGUCUGCUUCACUGGACGUUUUGCUUACAAACCUCAUCACUGGCCGUCUUCUCCCUGGGGCUCUCCUCUGGAUAACCUCCCGUCCAGUAGCGGCCAAUCAGAUCCCCAGAGUUUAUUGUCAACGAGUUACAGAGAUCAGAGGGUUCAAUGAUGCUCAAAAGGACGAGUACUUCAGGAAACACAUCAGAGAUCCAGAGAUGGCCAGCCGCAUCAUCUCAGACAUAAAAGCAACCCGGAGCCUCUACAUCAUGUGCCAUGUACCGGUGUUCUGCUAG
Messenger RNA from Oncorhynchus mykiss (rainbow trout), 1615 nucleotides. NCBI's taxonomy places the organism in Eukaryota, Metazoa, Chordata, Actinopteri, Salmoniformes, Salmonidae. The record is from RefSeq and is a predicted model, not a curated record.